UUUAACAGAACCCGCCAUAUUGUACUUCUUUUUAAUAUACUGGGUUGGUGUAAAUAUACGAGGGACUUUUAAAACACAACACUGGUUUGAUACGUCAAUGGCAGGAGCGGGGCUCGAACUCACGACCUCCUGCCCACAAACCAAGCGAUAUAUCACUGAGCUACCACAACCAGGUCCAUGCAGGACUAGUUAUUUUUUAAAAUACGUAGCUAGCAAUGGCGAAAGCAGUCAAGUUCAGGAGCCACGUUUCGCAGGAAUACGUAUCAGAAAGCCUAACGUCAUGGAUAUCUACAGACGAGCGUGUUUCCUAUUAUCGUUUGUGCUCAGCUGUUUGGCACAGCCGGACUUCAACCUCUUAGCGAAUGUAACGUCGACUGAAGAUUUUGCCCGCUUUAUAAUGAAAGAUGGUCACCGAAUAAACUUUUCAGAACUCCUCAAUACAGAUGAAUGGCGGCAAGUAGUAGGCGGAACUGACGGUACUGAACCAGCGAAGCUAGCCCCAUAUGAUUACUGCUCACCCAGAUUUCAGACUGUGGUUAUACCACGUGACAGUGACCCCAGUAUUGUAUAUUUUCCGCCCUGUACACGGGUGAAGCGUUGUGGAGGUUGUGCUCCAGCGGAAGUUUUAGCUUGUGAGCCUAAACUGACCAGCGUUAUGAGUGUUUUGGUUGUUAGAUCCAGGAUUCCUUACCCAGGCUCUCCAGAUACUCAGUUUGAGGCCUUCGAAACAAAGCAAAUCAUCAAACACGAAUCUUGUGAACCACAAUGCAAAGUAAAGCCACACCACUGUAACCCACUUCAAGCCUACAUCGCGCGAGACUGCAGCUGCAUGUGCCGUGAUCGACCUGCGUGUCCAACGGACAGACAUAUUUGGGAUGAGGAUACCUGCAUGUGCAAAUGCUCCCAAAGAAACGAUAACUGUCCGGGAUUUUCACGAUUCAGUGACAAAACGUGCAGAUGUGAACUACGACAGGGGGUGUCCGGAAUGUCCGAUGAGGAGAUCCGCAACCUUCUGGUCCUGGCGUCGCAAGUUACCACAACCACCACCACCACCACCCCAGCUCCCACCGCCCCUCCCACUCUGCCACCGCUGGUCAUAAACAUACCUAACAGCCCAUGUCAACCACCAUUCCCGUGCCCAGUCGGCAUGACUCCUAAAAUUUCCGUGAUUAACGGACGCUGCCAGUGCAUGCUUCCUCAGUUCCGACUGCCCACUCUCAGGGGCAGACGACAGGCACAACUCAGCCGGCGACUUCUAAGAAAUCAGAGGGGACAUGUGUGAUUAAAUGACUGUUGUUAUUAUCAUUGUUAAAGAAAGUGGUGUCAAAAUAAUUAUCUGGAUUUCUUAUUCCAAAAGAAAAUAGUUACGUUAUCAACAGAUUUAUAUGCUAUAUUUAUGUACAUACAAAUAAAUCUGGUUUUUCGUUUGAAUUUAAAA
Ostrea edulis (European flat oyster) is the source of this 1438-nucleotide messenger RNA. RefSeq lists its product as uncharacterized. NCBI's taxonomy places the organism in Eukaryota, Metazoa, Mollusca, Bivalvia, Ostreida, Ostreidae. The transcript has 8 exons. The record is from RefSeq and is a predicted model, not a curated record. Gene Ontology annotation, biological process: positive regulation of cell population proliferation; positive regulation of protein autophosphorylation. Gene Ontology annotation, cellular component: membrane. Gene Ontology annotation, molecular function: growth factor activity; growth factor receptor binding. Bases 98 to 1282 code for a protein of 394 amino acids.